CAUCAAGCCAGCCUAUCACAAGCUCCGGAGCCAGCGACUUCCGCACAGGUGUGACCAAGGAACAUCGGCAAGCGCAUCACGGUUCGUCGCUUCUCUGUUCGGACCUCAGGAGGCAAUUUAGCAUCACUAAGCACAGCAAUGGCGCAUAUAUGUAUCUUGAUCUCGUUUCUGAGGGAUUGUUGACCUUUGCAACAAACGCCCAGUACUGAUCACAAUGGAUCCUUCCGCCGCAGAACUUGGCCAGCCGCAGCAAACACAACAUCACGAUAUUUCAUUGCAUCCACCGAACGACGUUGCUGUAGAACAUGCAAGGCAAUGUCGAAACAAACGGGGCUGGCGAAAAGUCGUGAUGAACCUUACGCCUGCAUGGUUCAGCGUAACCAUGGGUACCGGUAUUACCUCUAUACUCCUACACAAUCUCCCAUAUAAUGCGACAUGGCUAUACUGGAUCUCAGUCGUCAUCUUCGCAGCGAAUGUGCUCAUAUUCACGCUGUUGACAGUGCUGAGCAUCCUGAGAUAUACCCUGUUCUCAGGCAUUUGGUCUGCGAUGCUCGCACAUCCAGUCCAGUCCCUAUUCCUCGGCACUAUUCCAAUGGGUCUUGCAACCAUCAUCAACAUGAUCGUUUUCGUUUGCGUGCCAGCUUGGGGCCCUUGGGCUGCAACAUUAGCCUGGACACUCUGGUGGAUCGACGUCGUACUCUCGCUUGGUACGAACCUACUUCUGCCCUUCAUCGUUAUAUACAAACAUGAGUCCCAGCUCUCCAAAAUGACAGCUGUGUGGCUCCUGCCCAUCGUUGCGACCAUCGUUGCUGCUGCAACAGGCGGAAUCGUGGCUGGUGUUCUCCCCGAUACGCACGCCUUAUGGACGAUCAUCGUCAGCUACAUUCUGUGGGGGUGCGGUGUUCCUUUGGCCAUGUUCACCAUGGUCAUAUACUUUCACCGAUUGACGAUGCAUUCUCUUCCGCCGCGCGAAGUCAUUGUUUCAGUGUUUUUACCUCUUGGACCAAUUGGUCAAGGAGCGUUCGGCAUCAUGACUCUGGGACGCGAUGCCUUGAAGGUCUUCGGUCGAACAGAUACUGUUCCUGCCGCCAUGGACGACCUGGCUGGCAGACUUUUCUAUGCCAAUGGACUCAUGAUUGGGAUAAUUAUGUGGGGUUUUGGUGUAGUCUGGCUAUUUUUCGCCAUCGCCGCUAUCACACGAUCCAAGUUUCCCUUCAACCUGGGAUGGUGGGGAUUUACAUUUCCGCUUGGUGUGUACGCAACUGCGACCGUAGCCAUCUCUCAGGAGCUACCGUCUCUCUUCUUCAAGGUGCUUGGAACAAUUUUCUCGUUAUCGGUCGUGUUAUUGUGGAUGGUUGUCAGCAUCGGAACCAUUCGAAAUAUCAUCAAGGGCGAGAUGUUCGUCGCACCUUGCGUCAAGGGAUGGGAGGCACAACGUACAGAGAAAAUCCAAUGCGCAGGAGCUAGUGAGCAGAGCGUCUGAGCAGUGGAACUAAAAGCAGACUUCGCGCGCUCAAGUUGUCGUUCCGACUUUGGAUUGGUUAAAUUUCAACCUCUCUCUCGUUACAAGAAAGCGUAUUCAAGCCUCAGUGUUCUAACCCUUAUCUCUAGAGUGAAAGACGGUCGUGUCGUGGCAGACGUGGUGCAACAAAAUGAAGGCGUCG
Alternaria rosae is the source of this 1664-nucleotide messenger RNA. Its product is annotated as sulfite transporter Ssu1. The record is from RefSeq and is a predicted model, not a curated record. Gene Ontology annotation, biological process: sulfite transmembrane transport; transmembrane transport. Bases 215 to 1483 code for a protein of 422 amino acids. Gene Ontology annotation, cellular component: plasma membrane. Gene Ontology annotation, molecular function: sulfite transmembrane transporter activity. Lineage: Eukaryota; Fungi; Ascomycota; Dothideomycetes; Pleosporales; Pleosporaceae. The transcript has 4 exons.